AUGUCAUCGUCCUCGCCACGAAAGAACAUCGACCAAGGCAUCUCGGCAUCUCGCGCAGGCGGUGCGCAGAAACGACCGCCUGCGACGAGCAAAGCCUCGACGCCAUCCAAGAAGCAGCGCGCCUACUCUCGACCGUCUCCGUCCGUAGGCUCCACCUCGCGUCGCUCGGGCGACGAUUCUGCGACCGACACAGGCUCGGUGGCGUCCAAGGUGCGCCGACGCGCGCGCGAGGCUGGCGAGGAGGAGACCCAAUGGGCGCACUCGGAGCGUCUGCUGCUGGACCGCACGCUGCGGCUACAUACGCUAUCGCCGUUGCAUCUGUCAUCGCUACCAGCGUCGGCGCAGGAGGUGUCGCGUCCGCUCUUCCAGCUUCUGCGCACCGAGCUGCGCAGCUACAUCAAUCUGCGUCUGAGCGACGGUUUUGGAUUCCUCGAGUCGGGAGGCACGACGAUCGACGCGCGCGAUGCGGACAGCGGCGAUCUGCGCCCGCCCGAGCGAAGACGGCGCGCGGAUACGGACCGCGUGGGCCGCGUGCGGAUCGGCUUCAUCGACGACGCCGAGUUCAACGCGGCGCUGCAGCAGAAGGCGACAGCGCGUGCGUGGGCGAUUGAGAUCGAGCUGGGCAAGCCAGCAGAAGAGGCCGACUCGAAUCGGCUGGGAGCAUUGCGGUCCAAGGCGGCGCAAGAGGUGACGCCGGCGGAGCUGUGUCAUAUUGUGUUUGUUCCUGCGUCCAAGCGGCAGGGUGGACAUUCGCGCACGUCGCAUUCGUAUCCGCUGGUCGCGACGAAAGCGCCGUCUUCGAGCGCAGCUGGUGCCGACCCGCUGGUGGGCGCGGCCGAGAAUGUGGCGCCGGUGGUGCUGGGACAUGCGCUCGACUGGAUCCAGAAGCGCUUCGACUGCCGCAUCUCGGCCGCGACGAGUGCCGCUUCGCUUGCAUCGCGUCUGACGGGGCCGAGGCUCGAGGCGCUUGCAGAGCUCAUCGUGCGCGAAACGCGCGCAGCCACGGACGCCCUGAGCGCCGACCAAAAGGCUGCAGACGCAGCAGUCAAACCCGUCGAACUCGUGCUCUCGUUCCCGACCAAAGUCAAGGGUGCAGAGCCAGGCGAGACUCUGCCUGGACCGGCGCCGGACCUUGGCUCGCUCACGCUCACCGUGCCGUGGGAGAUCUGCAUGAACCUCCUCGACGGCUUGGAUCCAGAUGAACCGCUGCUUCCGGCGCUGAACCACUACCUGGCAGUGCAUACAUCGAUACCGCUGGAUGCGCUCGAGCUGACUCGCAUCGGGGUUGCGGGGAUCAACGUCGGAUCGGGCCGAAUCAAGAUCGCGCGGCUGCCUGUCCGAGCUGACGACGCGGGCGAGAAGUCGCUGCACAAGCGUGCACAGCGCGCCAACGACCGAAGACGCGCGGGUGCGGUGUUCGCCUUCCUCCGCCAGGUGGUCGAGGGCGAUGUGGACGAGAGCUCAUGA
Molecule: messenger RNA, 1467 nt
Organism: Moesziomyces antarcticus
Lineage: Eukaryota; Fungi; Basidiomycota; Ustilaginomycetes; Ustilaginales; Ustilaginaceae
Exons: 2
Coding region: 1-1467 (488 amino acids)
Source: RefSeq, a predicted model, not a curated record